Molecule: messenger RNA, 606 nt
Organism: Rhodofomes roseus
Lineage: Eukaryota; Fungi; Basidiomycota; Agaricomycetes; Polyporales; Fomitopsidaceae
Exons: 4
Coding region: 1-606 (201 amino acids)
Source: RefSeq, a predicted model, not a curated record
AUGGUGGACUCCGACAGAAACCAGACUGGUAACUGGAACAACGACCCCAACAAUUUCGGCGCCCAGGGUGGUGGCAACCAAAACUACGGCCGUCGUGAUCAGGGCCUCGGCGGCGGCCAGGGUGACCAGGGUUUCGGCGGCGGCCAAGGUGGCGGCCAGGACUUCGGCGGCGGCCAGGGUGGCCAGGGCUUCGGUGGCGGUCAGGCUGACCAGGGCUUCGGCGGCGGCCAGGCUGACCGCCGCUUCGACCAAGGGGUCGACCAGAACCAAGGCUUCCCUAAUCAAGGGGGCCAGGGUCGGGAAUCCCGCGAUCAAGGCUUUGGAGGGCAGGGAGGCGGCCCCCAGGACCAAGGCUACCAGGGCAGCGGCGCAUACGGGGGAGGUGCCCAGGGCGGGUAUGGCGGUGCCGGACAGGACAAUUUCCAGGGCGCGCAAGGCGAUAACACGUACCAAGGCGACCAGCCUGGCGGUGCUCCCGGGGGUAGAGCCGGCGGCAAGCCAUCUAUGGCCCAACGUGUCGAGGGCAACAUGGAGAAGAUAGCUGGCAAGGUGACCCGCAACCCCGGCAUGGUCGUGCGCGGCGAAGAGAAGAAGGAGGGAUAUUGA